Molecule: messenger RNA, 4161 nt
Organism: Hermetia illucens (black soldier fly)
Lineage: Eukaryota; Metazoa; Arthropoda; Insecta; Diptera; Stratiomyidae
Product: cytokine receptor-like
Exons: 25
Coding region: 193-4032 (1279 amino acids)
Molecular function (GO): protein binding
Source: RefSeq, a predicted model, not a curated record
UCCGCGCACAAUAAUUGAUUAAACUUUCUUUUUGUGUACACAUUUAUCGAAUACAAAUGACGCUUGUAAAUUCGGCGUGUUGCAAAUUGAAUUUCGUUCAUGUUUGUGACCUUGUGAUAACGUGUUGGUAUCAAGAUUAUAUGUGUUGGAAGUAGAUAACAAGAGAAGACAUCAGACAUAUGUGUGAAAACAAUGAAUAACAAGAGAUACAAAUUUAUCAAGCCAAUACAUCUAGCAUUUCAAAUAAUAUUUAUUUCAACACACAUUGCAAUAGAUACACAUUCAUAUCCGUGCAAGCAUAUGGUUAGCGUAGGAAGCACCUAUAAAUUGUCAUGCAGCUACUUCAACCAGGACAAUUCGGAAACUGCUCAUAAUUUAGUUUUUCGUAGAAAUGGCACAAUGCUAUCGCCAUUGCAUUAUCAAAUUAUCAACGAAAAUACAGUUGAAUACGUUUGGGAUAAUAUUCCUAGAGUAAGCGCGGAUAUUGAGUGCUCAUUCCACGUGCAGGACACUGAUACCUACAAAGGUAUAUUCAUAAAAAGCGUAGUUGCAGAGUACCCACCGAUGAAGGUGACAAGCUUUAAAUGUGUCUCCCAUGAUUUUCAAUAUCUAAUAUGUUGGUAUGAAAAACCUGAACAGUACUGCACAUCGACGAGAUUUUUGCCUGAAAAUUGUCAGCAAGUCCCAUAUGGAUCACCAAAUUCUUGCAGAUUAUCACAACCAGCAUACGACCCAGUGAAUCAAAACAUCUACCAAUUCACGGUUUUAUCAAAGAAUCAUUUGGGUGAAAUCAGUCAAAACUUCUCAAUAAAUCAUUUAGACAAUGUGAUACCAGGCAAGCCUAACGUAAGCUUGAGCACGAUAAAACCAAACAGUGUUAUUUUAAGAUUAACAAAACAUGACAGACUUUAUAUGGAGAAAGGUUUAAUGUACGAAAUUAAAGUGUGGGAAACAUCCUUUCCAAGCAGCACAAUUACGCUAGAUACCACUGACAUAGAUCCUUUUCCAAUCCAACAAACCUUCACCGUCGCAAACCUAGACGCAUACCGGAGUUACACUAUUGAAGUAAAGGCAAAAAGUAUGGUCACUGAAAAUAUCUCGGAAAUGUGGAGCCAACCUACAAACAUUAAUUUCGACACCCCUCCAAAGCCACCUGAUUAUCCGCCAAAAGUGGAUGCCGGGGGUUUUUAUGUUGAUUUGGAAGGAAAGAUUCAUAUAUUCUGGGAAAUGCUUCCAGAAAAUAGGCACAAUGGUGAAAAUUUUCGAUACAAAAUUUCAUUAGAGGGUCUGGAUGAAAACCAUAUCAGGAAUAAAAUAAGGCAGGUUAGAGAUACGUUUACAACCAGCUACGACAUACCAACGGAUGACUACAAAUUUACUAUUUGGUCAGCAAAUGACAAUGGAAGCUCCCCAGGAGCUUCUUUAACGAUAUCGAAAAAUGCUUAUCCAGCACCAAGAAAAGUUCGAAACGUUUACCAUGGCAAAUUUUAUCAGCUAAGUUGGAAAAUACCCAGAGGAGGAGGGACUGUACAAAACUACACAGUUUUCAGUUGUAUCCGGGAUAAACGGAUUAAUCAAGCAAACACAUGCAGUAGGGAUUUCAAAUUUGUUCAUGUUUCCAACACAACAAACAGUAUGACUUUCACUGCUGGAGAUCAUUUUGCAGUAUCAGCCAACUAUCUAAACGGUAGCUCCGGAAUGAUUUGGGCAGAAUGCGUCGCUCCAGUGACAAGCGAUAUCGGUACCAUCACUUACCCCCUUCUGUCGGUCGUAAACUCAACAGCAAUCCACAUAGAAUGGGUGAUCACGUGCAUUCAAAAAUCAUUGGUACAAGGCUACAAAAUUAAAUAUUGCACUGAAAUGGAAGACAUAUGUGCCACCAAAAUAGUAGACGAUGAACUUGAUGAAGCUUAUCUUACUAAUCUCACCCCCAAUACUGAGUAUAAAGUGCAAAUUUCGAUGGUUUCUGAGUCACAAAGCGGAGUCUACAGUGAGAUGAAGAAAUGCAAAACCUUGGAGGAAGCUCCUUCACCACCUAGGAAUCUACUAGUAUGUAAUGUUACUAAAGAUAUGGUAAGUUUGCAAUGGGAAAAGCCAGAACUACUGAAUGGGAUCCUACGCUAUUAUAAAGUGUGGUAUAACAACAAAUCUAUAGAACUUACCAAUGAGGACUAUCUGACUGCCGAGCUGGUAAAAUUUAAUCUUGAAAACUUGGAAAGCUUUCAAACCUACGAGCUAUCUGUUGUUGCGGGAACGGUAGCAAAUUCAAAACCGAGUAAUAAAGUUCAUGUGCAAACGGCUGUUUCAGAUCCUGAGGUGAUUUCAAUAAUCAGUCUUGAAACGCUCGAUGCUGAUCAGUUUAAUAUAAAAUGGACUUCUGGCCCGGAAAAUGAAUUCAUAAUGAAAGCCUACGAAAUCGAGAUUCGAAAUUACAUGCAGAAUGAAAUAAAGCGUAGUCUUGUUGUGGGUGGCUUUAACUAUAUUGUGGAAGGAAUGAAGUGUACUAGCAAUUCUACAACGUACCAAAUGUCUGUCAGACCUAUAAACGUUAUUCGUGAAAAUCAGAUACAAGGAUGUGUUGUAACCUAUAAAACAGUAUUAGCCAUUGAAAAUUGGGACAAUUACACUAAUGGCAGAAAUUACCAAAAUGCAUUACAUCUCAAAGAAGAAAUUAGUUCAUUUUCGAAGGAUAAUCACACAUUUAUCAGAUUAAUCUACGGACCUUGGUCCGUGCCUCUGUUGUACGAGUGUAACAAAACUGCCGCCACUUCUGUUACCCAUGCUAUUGUAAUACCAGCCGUUUUGCUUCUCAUCAUAAUUACCGCAGCUCUCUUGUAUUACAUACGUCGACGGUAUAAGACUGCGAAGAGUAUUGGAAUUGUACUUCCACCAGGAUUGAGCGAUGAUGAGAGUAAAACUAGUCAAGGAGGAAAAUAUGACGAGACCGAUUAUUCCACCGACGAAGCAGAGGAAGCAAAUUUUAUCGAAGCUAGAUCACUGAUUGACGAGAAUAUGGACGAAGGAUACUGUACUUCCCAGCGAGAUUCUCUAUCCAGUUCUACUGAUGAGAAAGAAUCCUUUGGAAAAAAUGCAAAAAUAAGCUACUUAUUUGAGCCGAAAUCAGAGCGGGAUGGUAAAAUAUUUACAUUGAAUGCUAAUGGCUACGUGCUGCAACAUCCCAUACCAGAAGAAGACGAAACCUUAUUUAGCGAUUACCGAAAUGAACUAUAUCCUCCGAAUUGUAACUCGGAUCUCUUCACUUUCACAGAGAAUGGAUAUGUUAAGAAUAAUAAUUUGGUGAAAGGAAAGGACGAGAUUCUCUAUCUGCCUGCUAAUGACAACAACUUUUUGACUGGCUCUAAUCCACCCAAUAAAUUUAAACCACAUUCGACAAGGAACUAUUGGAAUAAGAAUAAAAUGCCAAAGUUUUCCAAUGACCAUUCAAAUUCAAACGUUGAAAGGGCGGUCCAAUCAUUUAUAUUAAACGAUAAUGGAUACGUCCUUCCGAGUUCCAUACCAGCAGCGGUCGAUUUUUCAAAGAAUGAUGAAAAACGAGAACAAAUCAGCGCUAAACAUCUGGACCCGCUGGUAUUUUCAGAGAAUGGAUAUGUGAAGCAAAGUGCCUUCAUGCCAGUAGCAACGCAGAGAGGAACCUUCAAGAUGAGUGACGGUAACAGGAAAAGUGACCCUUUUUCCGCAACUGAUUCAAUUCAUCCAAAAGUCCUUGAUCUAGUAUUUCGGAGUAGACCGGAGAAAUUUACAACAAUGGUUCAGAUAAACGACGAAAAUGAUUCCCAACAGCCGGAACUUAGCGCGGAAAGAAUACCUCAUUCUAGAGUUAUUGACUCAAGCGGAUACCUAGUGAAUACAAAUGCAGUUAAGCAACCAAGAAAAUCAUGUUCGUUUAUUCAGCAGGCAUUUCAUCCUGGGCUGAAAUCUACAGAUUUAAAUUCUCUCCCUAAUCAGUGCACAGUUUCAACGCCAGAGAUAAGACAGCCGAGCCCAAGUUUGAUGCCUACGAUACCGCGGUAACGCCCACCGGUUUUCAUUCGCCCUCAUUUAUUACAUGCUGCCUACCCAGCCAGCCCUACAGCGAGCCUUCCUAACUUCAAAUUUUAAAUUAUUUACUGCUACUUUUCGAUUGAUGAAAUAAAUAAUGAG